Messenger RNA from Penicillium taxi, 1197 nucleotides. RefSeq lists its product as uncharacterized. The transcript has 2 exons. The record is from RefSeq and is a predicted model, not a curated record. Lineage: Eukaryota; Fungi; Ascomycota; Eurotiomycetes; Eurotiales; Aspergillaceae. Bases 1 to 1197 code for a protein of 398 amino acids.
AUGUUAGAGGGAGAGCCUGAAGGGGAAGACCCUGAUGAAGAUGAUGAAGUAAUAGCUGAUUUGGAUGCAGAAGGCGAAGAAUCUGACGAAGACCCUGAUGAUGGCCCUGAUGCUGAAGAACCUGACGAGGUACUAGUAGAGGGAGAGCCUGAAGGGGAAGACCCUGAUGAUGGCCCUGGUGAUGGCCCUGAUGUUGAAGAACCUGACGAGGCACUAGUAGAGGGAGAGCCCGAAAGGGAAGACCCUGGUGACGGCCCUGGUGAUGGCCCUGAUGUUGAAGAACCUGACGAGGCACUAGUAGAGGGAGAGCCUGAAGGGGAAGACCCUGAUGAAGAUGAUGAAGUAAUAGCUGAUGUGGAUGCAGAAGGCAAAGAAUCUGAUGAUGACCCUGAUGCUGAAGAACCUGACGAGGUACUAGUAGAGGGAGAGCCUGAAGGGGAAGACCCUGAUGAAGAUAAUGAAGCACUAGCUGAUGUGGAUGCAGAAGGCGAAGAAUCUGAUGAUGACCCUGAUGCUAAAGAACCUGACAAGGCACUAGUAGAGGGAGAGCUCGAAAGGGAAGACCCUGGUGAUGGCCCUGGUGAUGGCCCUGAUGUUGAAGAACCUGACGAGGCACUAGUAGAGGGAGAGCCCGAAAGGAAAGACCCUGAUGAAGAUGAUGAAGCGCUGGCUGAUGAAGACCCUGGUGAUAGCCCUGAUGAAGGGCCUGACGAGGCACUAGCAGAGGAUGGCUCUGAUGUUGAAGCGUCCGAUGAAGCACUAGAAGAGGCUUCUAUGGAUGAAGAAUCUGAUGAAGAGCCGGUUGCAGACCCCGAUGUUGAGCCUGAGGCACUAGAAGAGGGGAAUCCUGAUGUUGAAGACCCUGUUGAAGCUUCUGAUAAGACACUGGAGGAUGGCGACCCCAGGGACAAUGAGUCUGUUGAAGCUCCUGAUGUUGAUCCUGAUGACGCAAUAGAAGAUGUAGAGCCCGAAGACGGUAAAUCCGAAGAAGUAGACGAAGGGGAAGAGGUUGGAGAUGAAUUACUCGAAGAAGAAGACUCUGAAGAAGCAGAAGAAGUAGAGGAAGAUGAGGUACUCGAAUCUGAUGAAUCCAAAGGAGUAAGCACAUCUGCACUAUCAAUUUCUGCUAACGUCGUAUGGUCGAUCCAUGAUGUAUCCAAGGUAGCAAAACUUGGAUAUGCGUUUCCAAAAACUUGA